ACUCCAUCCGCCAACGCUCUCCGGCGCCAACCCUUAGAGGCAAAAGGUUGCGACUGUCGCAUUCCCUCGUGUCACAUUUCCUAGUGCGACGCGGAUCCUCGCGAGCGGCCGUGCCGCAAUGGUGACAAGCGCGAGUCCAGCUACUAGAAGUUCCACCGGGCUCGCGUUCGUGUUCGACGCGCACUCGCUGCGAUGGCGGGCUGCCACCAAUUUGCUGCCGUGCGGGGAGACGCGUGCAGAAGUGGAGCGCCCAGUGGCGCGGGUAUCCCUUGAGUCAACUCACAAUCCAAGGGCCUCUGACCCUCGUUCCCCCUCCGACUCGUCUUCGUCAUCAACGCUACAAUCGCCGCCUGCAAUCGGCGCAGCAGUGCAAGCACCAAUAGCGGCAGAAGCAACACCAGCAGCAGCAGCACCAGCAGAAGCGUCGGAAGCAGCAGCAGGGGACGCGGCAGCAGAUGGGCGGCGGCGAGCAGGUCCCUUCCUGGGCGACGAGCUGCUGGGCAUGGAGCAGCUGACGGGCGUGGUGCGGGGCACCCUUCGCUUCUGCUGCUCCGAUGACUCCCACUGGCCCCACGGCGACGGCUCGUUCCUAUCCUCGAACGACCGCUGCGAGAUCCGAGGCCUCUGGGACCCCACGGACUUUCAUAUGCGUUUAGAGCAGCUGCUGACACGAAACCAGAAGCACGUUACGGUGACGUCCCUGCACAUCCCCGUGACUCUCGCCUCUCACCGGGAGCUGAUGCGGGUCAUCUGGCAGUCGUGCGCAAGCCUGCGGUCGCUGUGCCUCCAGGCGCAGCCAGAGCGCGGGUGGUGUCCGUUGCACGAGGAUUUGAAGGAGCCCAGGGAUUGGGGAUGGAAGAAGGCAGCUCAGCUGGAACAGGCGAACGGGGAGGUGGAGAGAGGGCUGUUUGCGGUGGUGAAGAGGUGCCGGGGACUGCAGCAGCUGCACGUACAGGGGGAGAAUCUUGCCAACAGACUCAAACUCCCUGCCAACCUCUUCCACCACUGCCCGCACCUCACUGCUCUCUCCCUCCCCCUCUCCAGCCUCCCCUCCUCCCUCCUCCUCCUCUCUCGCCUCACUUCCCUCUCCCUUGCGCUCCCUGCAGACCACAUGCCGCCCCAGUUCGCCCACUCUGCCCCCUUGGCCCACCUGCGCUCGCUGCGCGCCCUCUCCCUGCACGUGCAACACAUCUCCAGCUUCCAGUGCACCCGCAUGGACGCCAGCAGUUGGAGCAGCGUCUCACCCCUCCUCCUGCUCCGACUGCCCUCCCUCUCCUCGCUCUCCCUCUCCCUCCCCACCGGCACCAUGCCUGAUUCCUUCUCCUGCCUCACUGCCCUCACUCGCCUGGAAACCAACCUGUGGAUCCCGGGGCUGGAGGAGGAGCAGGAGGAGGAGGAAGGGGAGGUAGAGGCAGAGGAAGACAGAAGUGUGGGGGAGGAGGAUGAAGUCGGUGGGGGUGACGGUGAUGAGGAGGGGGAUGGGGAGGACAAGGAGGAAGAAAAGGAGAAGCGAGGCGAUGGGUUACACCACACAGCCGGUCCCUCAAGGGUCACUGAUGAGGGACAACUACCUCUCUCUAACCUCACCUCCCUCUCUCUCUCCCACUACACAUCCUUCCCUCCGCUCAUCCGCCACCUCACCCACCUUACCUCCCUCUCCCUCCCAUGCGUCUACGCAUCAUACCACGACCAAUACUCCACCACCCCAUCGUGCUCCCUCCACCACGGCCUGUCUCGCCUCACUCGCCUGCAGGAGCUCUUCAUUGGCUGCAGCAGCCGCUGCGACCACCAUGACUCCGCCUGCCUCUGGGAAAUCUCUGGCUCCGCCUGCAUUCCCCGCUUGCCCCGUCUGCGCCGCGUGCGCGUGCAGCUGUCUGGAUACGGGAGUGACCCUCGGCUGACGCAGCUCACCUCGCUCACCACGCUGGUUGUGGACAACGCUGACUGCCGGGACUUGCUUGCGUGCCUCUCCGCCUUCUCCUCCCUGCGCACCCUCCGCCUCUCCAACCUCACCAGGGCUGCUCUGAGCCCUACCUCACCUGCCCCCCUCUCCUCGCCACCCUCCAGAUCUGCCGCUCCGACCUGCCCCACCUCCCAUCCUCACUGGCAAAAUUCGCCCGCCUCACUCGCCUGGACUUGCUGCACUGGCGCUGCCUGCACUCUCUCCCGACCUUCCUUUCAUCUUCACGUCGCUCCGGCAUUUCAGAUCGCAGUCACAGCAGUAGCAGCAUCCCUUUUACAUCUUCGGGCGUUCCCCUGCUCACCAACAGCAACAACAACAACAUCAUCAACAACCACAGCAAUCUCAGCAACAGCAACAGCAGCAACAACAUCAACAACAACAGCAGCAACAGCAACAACCUCAACAACAGGGCAUUAUUUUUCAACCACCGAAUUUACUUAACAGCACACAAAUCAAGACAACUAUACCUU
Molecule: messenger RNA, 2433 nt
Organism: Closterium sp. NIES-67
Lineage: Eukaryota; Viridiplantae; Streptophyta; Zygnematophyceae; Desmidiales; Closteriaceae
Source: the annotation of a GenBank genome assembly